Messenger RNA from Kluyveromyces lactis, 1776 nucleotides. RefSeq names its product Pul4p (gene PUL4). Gene Ontology annotation, biological process: regulation of DNA-templated transcription. Gene Ontology annotation, molecular function: DNA-binding transcription factor activity, RNA polymerase II-specific; zinc ion binding. The record is from RefSeq and is a predicted model, not a curated record. NCBI's taxonomy places the organism in Eukaryota, Fungi, Ascomycota, Saccharomycetes, Saccharomycetales, Saccharomycetaceae. Bases 1 to 1776 code for a protein of 591 amino acids. The transcript has a single exon.
AUGGCUUGUCUUGAAUGCAAGAAAAGGAAACAAAAAUGUGAUGGCCAAAAACCAUGCAGAAGAUGUACGAAGUUGAACGUUAAAUGCAUUUAUGGGACCGACAGAAGAAAAGACAAACGAAAGAUCAAAGAUGGAUCGAACAUGUUUAUAUUUAAAAAUCAAACCCUCUGCAAUGACAAAAUCAAUGGCAUAGUUCCGCAUCCUUUGUCUCAUGAUACGAUAACGACUAAAGAAACCUGGGAGCCAAGUUAUCCCCUCUUCUCGGAUGAUAUCAAUCCUGCUGAUAUUAUCAGCAUGGAAAACACAGAUGGUAGCAUUCCCCUUCAGUUCGAUUUGGACUUUACGAGUCUAGAGAGUUGCGAUGUAAACGACUUCUUGAGGUUAAUCGGUGAUACGUUUCCCGCAAACGAUGCCGACACACUUGAUAUGAACCAAAUGGGAGGCUUCAAUACUCCAUCAAUAUCUCACAAUACACAAGACGAUAAAUCACAAAUCGCGAUACAAAGAAACCGUUUGAUUGACGUUAUUUUUGGAGAUGAUUCUCACACUCCACCAGGAAUCCUCAGAGAGCAUAUUUUCGAGUUGAGCGAACGCCAUGAAGACUUAGAGGCUCUUGAUUUCGACGAUAAUGGAAAAUUCCUUCUAUCAACGGUGCUAUGUCUUGGUGCAUUAACUCUACGGAAGAGAGAACUGCUGAACAGGGAUAGCAAUCAACCAAGUACAAACGGAAUUCCCGAGGUAGCUGCUGGUGCAUACAAAUACUACACUAUUGCGACAGAUCUUAUACCUGCAGUUCAUGCAGCUCCAAAUAUUGAUGGAUUUUGUGGGCUUGUGUUAAUGGCAAAUUUUAUGACCAUUAUGAUACCGUUAGAAGGCCAACUAUAUCUAUCCAACAAUGCUCUCGAAGUCGCUGUUGCUCUCAAUUUUCAUAAACGAGAGAGUUACGACGAGAUGAUCGUAUCUAAUCCAGCUCAACUUGGAGUUUUCCUCCUAUUUUGGAAUUUAUGGUGCUCAUCGUGCAUGUUAGCGACACUCCUGGGAAAGCAGCCUUUUUUAACUUUGGAUAAUAUAUCACUUCCACCACCGCAUCAAAUGCAACAUACAGUCAGCUCAAGCCCGCUGUCAAUAAAUUUCAUGCGACUGAGAAUCCAAUUAGCCACGCUCCAAACGAAGAUUUUCCAACGAUUAUAUGUAUACGGUUCACUGAACAAAGUAUUGUUUCAGGAAAUAGAAACAGAGCUUAGCUUGCUUUCUACUCAAAUAUCCAAUAUGAAGUGCUAUCCUAUAUACGACGAGGGAUUAUUCUACAGAAGUAAAGUACUAAUGUUAGAGCUUUCUUGCCUAAAAGCUCACAACGCAUUUCUUCUAUAUCGGCCAAACCUAAUCCAAAAGAAGUCCUUACAUGCGGUGGACGCAGCAAAGCACAUAAUAUUGGAGAUUUGGAGCCAUUACACCAAGCAAUUUCCCAAGAAUGAGAAAGAUCUGGUUGACCAUUUAGAUUGGAACUUCAGUUAUCCACUACGGACGGCAUCCCUUACCUUAUCUAUUUCAUGCGUGAUACUACAGAAAUAUCAGCAAUCUUUAAAUUUUUUAGAGGAAUACGGCAUAUUUGAAUACAAUUUAGCCCUGGGAGUCCUAAACGACUUGAUUCAAGUGGUCCCGAUCGAGAAAAGACUCAUAAACCUUCUCACAGUAUCUCGUACUACCGUAGAAGAUGCAAAUGAAUCGAACAGGGAAGAUUCUUUGCGAUUCUGGACUAAUAUGCUCAUGUGCUGA